AUGAAGGACAAAGAGGAAUCUUCUGAAUUUCAGGUAAAGGUAUGGCUUGGAGACGCCGAUCACUACUAUGUUCUGUCUCGGUUCUUAGUCAGCAGAAUGUUAACUGUCACUAAGAUUCCAAAUCAUGUGGCCGUAAAGAUUGCGCUUGAACUCAAGAAGCUUCUAAUUGACAAUAGUCUUCUAGAUGUGUCUCAGUCUGAUUUGGAAACCAGUUUGUUUAAGCUUAUGGCGCGGCGCGGUUAUGGUGAGGAGUACAUUAACCGCUACAAUAUGAUGACAAAAUUUCAUCAUCAGAGAGUACCUCUAGUCAUACUUGUUUGCGGAACAGCUUGUGUUGGGAAGUCCACCAUAGCCACACAACUUGCUCAAAGACUAAAUUUGCCAAACGUCUUACAUACUGACAUGGUAUAUGAGCUGCUUCGCACAGCUACUGAUGCUCCGUUGACGUCAACCCCUGUAUGGACUCGAGAAUUCGGCUCAUCGGAAGAGUUGAUAACAGAAUUCUGUAGAGAAUGCAGAAUUGUUCGGAAAGGACUUGCUGGUGAUUUGAAGAAAGCAAUGAAAGACGGCAAACCAAUUAUAAUUGAGGGAAGACAUUUAGAUCCAAGCAUUUACUUAAUGAAUGAUGAGAAUAAAGCUCCAUCAAAUGAUCCGGAGAAGAGCAGCAAAGAAACAAACUCUUCAGGAGAUCCAGCCUCGGACAGAAAUCCCGAGGCAAGUUCUUCAAACACGAAAGAAACCGAAACUAGUACUGCUGUGAAGCCCUAUUCUGAGGCUGAAGCCACAUCUGUGGAAGCGAUCGACUCAUCAGAAAAAGUUGCACAAUGUAAAAUCGAUGAAGCUGAAAAGAAAAAAAAGUCUGCAGAUGGAAGUGGGAAGACGAAAUCCGGCCCCGAACCCAUAAUCAUAUCUAUUGUUUUAAAGAUGGCUAAAUUUGAUCAUAAGGCUUUGUUAGAGGAAUGGAUCGCUUCCCGUACAACUGGAGAUAAAUAUACAUCUAAGGAGAAAGAUAGACUAAUUACAAACCUAAAGACCAUUGAAGACUACCUUUGUUCCUUCAAUUCACAGGGAGUGACAGUUGUAAAUAUAUCAGCCACCACAUUCCCGCAGACGUUGGAUUGGCUUCACAACUAUCUUCUUCAGCGUAUUGAGGAAGGGAUUCGAUCAGCUGAGAAUGAGACGCAGAAGUGA
Messenger RNA from Arabis nemorensis, 1191 nucleotides. Lineage: Eukaryota; Viridiplantae; Streptophyta; Magnoliopsida; Brassicales; Brassicaceae. The record is from the annotation of a GenBank genome assembly.